CAGAUGGUGCGUGCGUCGUUGCCAUUGUGACAGUGACUUUGGUGUGCGUGAGAUUUUUUUAUUUUUCAAUGCGGAGUAGUGGGGCAUUUUCGGACAAUGUAGCCACCAUGGACGUGGUUUCAGCGCCGAAACAGACCAACGUACCGGGCACGGUAAGCCGUCACACAGACGCUGAAGGCUAUCCGCGUCGCCUGCAUCGCUAACCGCGUCCCACACCGAGGAGGUGUCGACUGUGUGCUCGCGUCGACUACGCUAAGCCUAAAACACGCUGUGGUUGGUGUCUCUUGCUGCCGCCAGCGACACUAGCAGUGGAUGCGGAUUUCGGACGCCUCCUACUCCCCCUGCUGAUUUUUUUUCUUAUAUUUUUUUUUAAUCCGCCGUGCGACUUUGCUCGAUCGCCUAAAGAAACUUGAGCAACUCCUGCUGCUACUGUACGUGUUAUUGUGCGAUUCUAGCGACUCUCUACUGCGUUGCACCGAGGUUGCAAGAAAGAAGAAAAACACCUCCUAGGCUGCGUCCCCUCCCUAUGCUGGCUACCCGGAUUAUGUGGGCAUAAUCCCGACCCUGCGAUGUCUCUAGCGCCGCUCGCAACGCCCAACUCGUGGUGCGUAAUGCGCGACGUCUACAUCUAGGACGCGCGGAGAGGGGCGGCGUGGACGGUGUAGGGGCCCAGUACGCCAGCUCCCCCCAGGUUCCCUGGAGGGGCAUGGCUGAUCCAGCUGCCUACCCGGGUUGCGUUGGGCAGAGCAUGAACUUCGCAGAACAUCCCUAUGAAGGCCGUGGUCCUGGUCACUGUCAAAGCGGCGGUGGGGGUUACCCAUACCCGGGACAGUACCGGCCUCACCCGAGCUCUCCGCCUGCAUCCUAUGGUCCACCGCCGGGCCAGCACUGUGGCGGCAGCUACGGCAACGGACCCAUGCCCAGCAGUCCCGGGCCCUACCCACGGCAGCCGUACCCCGGCGCUGUGCCCGAGAUGCGGUACGGUCCCCGCCACUCGGCCCCGCCGGCGUAUCCGGGCUCUCCGGCACCACUCUCAAAGCCACCAGGCGCAUGGGACCACGGAAUGGGCGGUGGUGGCGGAAACUAUGGUACACGGCCCGUCAUGAUGCAGAGUCCGCCACCGAUCCGCUCACCUGUCAGCAGUGCACCGACGAUGCACACGAUGGGCAACUACCGGACGGUGGUGCCUCCGGGGCCUGCCGGCCCUCCCAUGGGCGUGGCACCACCCCCGCCUCACGGCAAUGUGCCGGUCUCGCAGAGCCAAUCACCCUCGUGGUCCCAGUCGCCCAGGACGACCCCUUCCCCGCUGGCCUGCCACGCGCGGUCUCCGGCACCGUCGCAACAGCCACCGUUCUCCCCGCCGACGCCCGCGCCUACCCCGCAGCUCCAGAAGCCUCCGUCACCCAUAACAGGCUCCCACGAUCCCCUCCAGUCACUGGAGAAGAUGGUUCUUCUGGACCCCCACAACAGCAGCAGCGGAAGCGCGAGCUAUGGCGUCAUGCAGGAGUCGUCCGGUUACGGAUCCACUUCAGGUGGUGGCACUGAGAGUGGACCCAGCUCGCCGUACCCGACGUACUACAACCUCGACCAGAACCGGAUGUGCACUCCGCCAGAUCCAGGCCCACCAUACGGCAUCGCAAACUUCGCCGCUACGGGCGCCUACCGCACGGUGCUGCCCAACAUGGACGGCAACCCGGCCCUGCGGGGCGAAAGGACCAGUAGUGGCGGCAUUCCCGCUCCGCCUCCUGGUGUGUAUGCUCAGCCUGUUGUGAAUGGUGUGAACGAUGGUGAUUUCGGGACGGGUGGUAGUCCCAUGGCGGGUCCUCCGCCAAGGGUUGGUGAAUUCGAACGGCCCUAUGCUGGUGCAGGACAGAGGGGAGGAUCGCCGCCCAGCGACGACCCAAUGAAGCGGCGGCGUAGUUUGGACAGUACACCGUGCAAUCGGCCUUCCAGCGUCGGGGGCCAGGGGCCGUCGGGUGUGACGUCGGCUUUGGGUGCCGUGGACGGCGGGUGCAAGCUCAGGCGUCGCAGUGUCGCGGGUGUUCCCGAUGGAAUGAAUACAUCGCCGGUGCCCCUGACGGUUAUGCAGAGGGAACAGUCGCCAGCCCAGAGAGUGAAAACGGAACCAGAGGUGAGCGCGUCGGAACCAGAGCGCGUGCCAGUGAGUGGUUCUGUGAGUGUUAGUGGUACUACUAUUACUACGGCUGCUGCUGCCGCUGCUACGGCAUCAUCAAGUGCCACCUCCACUUCCUCUGCUGCCACUCCGCAACAGCAGUCACCAACGAAGCGCAAGAGGGGACGACCCUUUGGCGCAAAAAACAAGGCCAAGGACUCGGGGACCGUUGUCAAGCGGAGGCAGCGCAAAGCAGCACCAGCGACGCACCCAGCGGUUGCCGCGACACCCACCACCUCGGUGGUCGCUGCGGCAACGACAACGAAGGUUCGCACGCCCACGACGGGACCCUACAUUCGUGUGCUCGGGACGCGCGAACGCCCACUGUCGUCGCACAUCGUCAACAUGACUCCGCGCACUGUGCCAGAGGACGAGAGCAAGCGGAAAAAGGUCAGUGCCCCCCCGGCCCGUGUGGGGCCGCACCACGCGACAGGUCGUCGGCUCGCCGGAUCGGCGGCGCACACAAGCACGUUGUCACCCCACUACGACGCUGUGACGCGGGACCCUACGUGGUUGUGCGCGUUUUGCCUGAAGGGCAGCCAUCACCAAGGGCUGGGUGAUCUGUAUGGGCCGUACCCGGGCACCAUGGUGCGGCCGGCCGAGCCGGAACCGGUGAGCUGCCAGGAAGAGGCACUGCUGCGCAGGGGCAGGGCCACCAAACGGAAAAAGAGCGACUCAUUCUCCGGCACCGAGGACGGCUCCACACCACGGCGAGGUAUCCGGCAGCGGAGGUCGAGUGAAGCAGAACGGGAAACGGAAGUGACCAAGGAACUGUGGGUGCACGAGACGUGUGCCACCUGGUCUCAGGGUGUGUACCUCGGUGGUAACCGGGUGCACGGGCUGCAAGAAGCCGUAGCCGAAGCCACUCACCUUAUAUGCUGCAAGUGCAAGCUCGUCGGCGCUUCUCUGGGCUGCCUCAGCCGGGGCUGCAGCGAAAAAUAUCACUACCUCUGUGCCGUCGAAAAAGGCUGUCAGUUGGACACGGAAAACUUCUCCAUUCUGUGCCCCAAACACAAGAAACCAAGCGUACGGCCCUCCUAAGCCGUCGCCGGUGGAAAGAGAAAGCACAACCCCCCUCGACGGAAGAUUUACGACCUCCGAAGGGCGGCGAGGCCCCUUCCCCGGACACGCAUUUUUGCUCCGAGCAAGUUUCCAGAGUCCGGUUGCCAUGGCGCGGGCACCGCUACCGUUUCCGAGACUGUUGUGGGGAGAGGGCUCAACCGAAACCCCAUUGGAGACCCCCUUCCACAACUCCCCGCGUUUGACGUAGACAGAAAUCGAAGAGAGACGCACGCUGCGAUGAAAGCGGCAGAGCUUGGUUAUCACGCAGUGUCGCCAGGGCGCCAUAGCGUGGUUGUCCUCAACAAGGCCAUCGUUCGUAAUCUGCUCAAACUUGUUCUAUUCUUCUUAUUGCUCCCCCUAUUUGGCGGUGCUGCAGAAAUGGUCCCUCUCCUCAUAGUUUGCGUUGUCGACGAAAGUACAGUACGGUACACUUCUAAAGAGAACGCCCGACUUGUUUCUCCAAUGAAAUUUGGUGAUGUCUCAGUGCUGUGACUGACACCGCCUGUCUUAGGCAGGCCUCUGUCCGGGCCUGAAAAAAUAAUUUACAGACCUUCGCCGUGGACUUCAGACCUAUUGAAAAUUAUCAGAAUGCUAGUUAGGAGUUUCCUUUCAGAAGGCUGUACUGUACGGUUGGCCAAAAGAAAAAAGUCUGUGGGACGCGGUUCCUGCGAUGCACACAAAUUUCUGCUUUUGUAAAAGCAAGCUGCUUACAAAUUAUUUAGUCGCCGCGUAGCCUGCAAGAACUACGCAAAUUUCACUUAACCGGCUUCAACGCAAAUAUCCCUGUCCCGCAGACUUCGUUUUUGGCCAGCUUGUGUAAAACGCGCGAACUAAAAAAAAAAGGCCCCUUUUCUUGUGUCAACGUGCGAGACUAGCAGCGUCGGUGUGACCCGUGUGAUUGUAGAAGACCACUGAAAGUUUGUGCGUCGGUGAAAGUGCGUCGCUGUGAUUGCAUUUUGUUUUUCCGUGUGACUGGAGUGACGGAUGUUGCACGAGUUUUACGGAGCAUGUCCGCAAACCGGAAGGCAACCGGUGGUACGUGUGUUAGACGAGCCGAGAUUUCAAUUCUCAGGGCGGUUCUUUCUCGGUGGUGCAGGUGGGUAGAAUACUCUUCUUGUGUCCACUUGGUAUUUCUCUCGUUUUAUUUUAAACACUGUAAAAUAUUACCGUGCAGACUUUUUAAAGUAGGUUUUUCUUGUUAAUUACUGUGAUCGUUGGACGUUGUGAGCGGCGGACGGCGGCCUUGUGGGGAGAUUCGUGAAGGCAGGUUGUUUUUCAGCAUGCGGAAAGUUCCAUGCCCUAUGUGCAUGUGUUUCUUUAAAAAACAUUUUUUUUUUCUUUUAAGUAAUGUGUUCAAAAGUUGCUGCCAAAGUAGUGGCGGUGUGAAGCUGCGUUGACACAUCGGUGAACUUUUGUUUUUUGCGACCUCCGUCAAACAUUUUAUUUACGAAACGGGUGCCCCCACAAGCUAAUUAAAAGUGCAUUUCCUAACAUCGCGAUCGCAGUGUGCAAAAUUGGAAGUACACCGCCUUUCAUUACAUUUUGGCAGCGUAAGCAUCGCAGUAUUUUGUAAUUAGAGUCAGUCAUCAAUGUCUGCAUAUUUUGGCAACGUGCAUAGUUGUGCUGCUAUUUUCGGUUUUUCAAUGAUGUUGUUGCAGCUUAUACUAGUGCUACAUUUUUUUUGUACCCAGAUGUGUUUUUCGUUUUCUUGUGACCAAUGCGAAUGCAUGCAUGUAGAACCAACGCCAUGUCUUUUCAAAGUACAUAACCCUGCAAAGUUCACUUAGGACACCUCUCGCAGAUUUCGGCAUAGCUUAGCAGUAACGUACGGACGAUUCCUCCGUCUGUGGGAAUACGACGAAGAUUGGGCCUUUGCGGAAGGAAAAUGUUGCAAGAGUGGAACGGUGCCAAAAGUCUCUUCGUUUUUCUUUUCCUUUCCAUUGACACGAUUGAUGAAACUUUGAUAUCUCAACACUAGAGGGGAGUCGCAUUGUCUACGUAGAGGUUGUCAGUAGUCCGUAAAGUAACACGCCGAUGGUUCAGGUGCAUCUACUACCCCUGCGUGUAUCACCCGGUGUGUGAAGCAACCUGCGGGCCUUCCCGUACCUUGGAGUACGGAAUAAUAUUUCGUUUGCUUCGUAUCACCAGCACUGUCCAUGUAGGGGGCCCUUACGUAUUUCAAGAUGGCCAACUGGCGAGGAUUAACACCGAAUAGUAUUCCGUAUUCCGUGGUACGGUAUAGACCCUCUUCCCUCCCUUUUAGUUCUCUGCCCAAACCACAACGCGCUGGCUUUAUCAGAAGUAUGCAAGCCAAAAGGCACCUGGUGUUGUGCGGUCACGAUCGUUUUCUUGGGAGUCUUGAAAUAGUUUAGUAUGGGUCGGAACUUAAAGAGCUUAAAGAGCACAGAGGAGCUGCAAUGGCUCGCAUACUUGUGGAAGAGGUUGCGCCCUCUGAUCUACAUUUGCGAAGCGGGACUAGCAUAAGUGACUAUGUUUUGCUCACGACGGGGCGUAGUCGAUGGUGCUCACUUGUCCGGAAACCGAUCGCCGGUUUCUGGGGUUGCUUUUUGCGGCAGCCUAUGCGCUGCCUUGGGAAGUUUGAGGGGUCAGUCUUAUAUUUCUGUCCCAGUCCAUCCACAAGGCUUUUAUAGGCUGGCAGGAGCCAGCACAUCCGUAAGAAAGGGAGUCAGUGACAUGUUCUCUGAAGUUGCAAACGAGAGUUGCAGCCGUUGAGGAUCGGUGUGUUCUGGCCGUCGGGAGUUUCUAGAUCUGGAAGGCGGACACGGAACCUCUCGUCCCGAAACGGACCACCCGGGGCUUCCCGUUUGUUUUUCUUGCAAGACGAAAGAUCAUUCCCGCUGUCGUGGUCAGUGUUGUCGUGAUAGCCUUUCACUUUUCUUUUUUUUUUUUUUUUUUUUUUUUUUUUUUUUUUGAGCGCGUGUUUUCAAAGGUGUGAAAAUGUUUCUUCGAAGACUGUAUUAUGGGUGACUGAAGACAAGUGUUUUGUUUGGUUCAAGAGAGUGUGCCAUUGCUGAUAGCGAACCUGUGUACGUAUGUAUGUGUGCGUGUGUUGUACUGUAUCGGUCGUUCUCUUCGAAUACCCCUACACCCAUUUCCUGGAUGCCCCCUUCGGUCAGCGUUAGCUUUAACACAAAGUGGGUGGGAGUCUGUACUUGCAGCCGCCAUUCAAUGUGUCGUUUUUUUUUUUUUUUUUUUUUUUUCGUGUGCAACUCUGUCGAUGUACAUAGUUUUGCUUGCUCCGAGGAGAACAAAGCGUGAGAAAUAUAAAGAAAAAAAGCGGCGGCAGGCUGUGAUGUAAUAAAA
This is a messenger RNA of Rhipicephalus sanguineus (brown dog tick), 6559 nucleotides long. Its product is annotated as trithorax group protein osa. Gene Ontology annotation, cellular component: nucleus. The transcript is spliced from 9 exons. The record is from RefSeq and is a predicted model, not a curated record. NCBI's taxonomy places the organism in Eukaryota, Metazoa, Arthropoda, Arachnida, Ixodida, Ixodidae. Gene Ontology annotation, biological process: regulation of transcription by RNA polymerase II. The coding region runs from base 707 to 3214 and encodes 835 amino acids.